ACAAAAAUAGUCGGAUUUCAGUUUAUGGCAAGUACGAUAGUAAUUUGUUGCAAUUUGUAUCAACUGACCAAAUCGACUUUGAGCGCAAACCAUGUACAAUUAAUUAUGUAUACAAGUUGCAUGCUGAUCCAAAUAUUUAUAUAUUGCUGGUUUGGAAAUAAAGUCAAAUUAAAGGGCCUUGAAUUAACAGACAGUAUUUUUCAAAUGGAGUGGACAAAUCUAGACAAUAGCAUUAAGAAAGGCCUCUUGCUAGUUAUGAAACGUUCGAUGAUACCCAUUGAAAUUUCUACUGUGUAUGUUCUAACCAUAAAUUUGGAUUCUUUUGUGGCGUUGCUUAAGACAUCAUAUUCUGUUUAUAAUUUACUAGUGCGAGUGUAAUAAUAAAAAUUGUUAUAUUUUUAUAUGCGAUAAUGCAUU
This is a messenger RNA of Temnothorax curvispinosus, 417 nucleotides long. RefSeq names its product odorant receptor 46a-like. The transcript is spliced from 3 exons. Gene Ontology annotation, biological process: detection of chemical stimulus involved in sensory perception of smell; sensory perception of smell. Gene Ontology annotation, cellular component: plasma membrane. Bases 25 to 378 code for a protein of 117 amino acids. Lineage: Eukaryota; Metazoa; Arthropoda; Insecta; Hymenoptera; Formicidae. Gene Ontology annotation, molecular function: odorant binding; olfactory receptor activity. The record is from RefSeq and is a predicted model, not a curated record.